UGAUGCACUGUCUGCAGUGCCUGCUCGUCCUCUCGUGACAUCGCCCUUUGUCUCGACAGCGCUCCUCUAAUCGACGUAAAGCGGGAAAUCCACGGUCAGCGACCAGGAAAGAGACGGAGAGAGAGACGGCGCUUUAAAUGGAACGGCGAUCUUCAAUGGAAGACUUCAGCUAGCAAAAAUGUCAACCCGGUCGCAGCUCACGAAGGAUUUAAACGAAUCGGUGAAAGCGUUACUUGGCAAGCAUGUGAAAAUACUGUUAAAAAACGUGGUGAAAUUAGAAACGAAGCAGGAUAAACAGGAAAAUCGUGUUCUCGUAUUUUCGCCAUGUCGCCUCUUUCUCUUAUCGGCCAAAGUACCCACAAGAAUCGACUGCCAUUUUCAUUACCUAGAAAUAACGGCCAUAGAAUCGAGAAGAGCCAAUCAGCUAUGUUUGACAGUUGGAGAACGAUUUUACAACUUUACUACAACCAGUAUAGGCGCGGACACCACGGAAGUGGAUGCCAUGAUAGAGGCCUUACAUACGGCAAUUCGAAAUAUCUUUCCUACAGUACCAUUAAAUUACAUUAUACGAAAAAUAGAAGUUAUACCAGCUAGCAGAUUGCAAAGUAUACGAGGGAGCGAGUUAGCUAGAAGUACAGAAGCCACAAGACAUACAGGGCCGUGUGGUGGUUUUUCUACUCAGUAUGCAUGCAUGUGUGAUUUGCACAGCGUACCAUACAGGGAGGAGGUGGCAUGGGACGUUGAUACAAUAUAUCUUUCACAUGACACCAGAGAACUGAAUCUGAGAGACUUUGACCAUUUAGAUCAGAAGGAUUUGGUGCCAAUUAUCUCGGCCUUGGAAUACAAUACUUGGUUCACGAAAUUAAGGGCGUCUCAUCUCAAAUUAAGUCACGAGCCUCUAGAGAGAUUGCUACACGUUAUGCGAAGAUCUUUAUCCAUUCAAGAGCUCUAUCUAGAUAAUCUCGGGAUUAAAUGGGAUUUCGCUCACAAGCUGUCAUUAGCCCUAAUUUCUAAUGCUAAUACGAUGCUGCAAACAAUAGAUCUAUCGCACAAUAUGAUUGAGGAUAAAGGAGCCUCUAGCUUGUGUGGGAUAAUAGCCAAGUUAAUGCAAGGUGCUACACAUCUGAGCGGUCCUAUCGGCAAGUUGCCUAAAGGUUUACAGAAAUUGAAUUUGGCCCAUUGUGGAUUAACCGGAAAAGGUGUAGGUCAAAUAGCACACGCGUUAAGUUUAAAUAGAAGUAUGCCGACUAGCUUGCGAUAUCUGAAUCUUUCAGAGAAUACGUUGAAAGAUGACGUUAAUAGUUUGUGCAAUUUCUUGGCGCAACCUAAUAGCUUAACACACUUGGAUCUUAGCGGUACAGAUACUACUUUAGAGUGUCUGUUUGGUGCAUUAUUACGGGGUUGUGCAACUAAUCUAGUCCACCUGAAUGUUGCCCGAAAUUCUUUUUCGAGCAAGAAAACCAAAGAGAUACCUCCGAGCUUUAAACAAUUUUUCACGGCAACUCUCUCGCUGAAGUACUUAAAUAUAUCUUCGUGCAAACUACCGUUGGAGGCAUUGAAACAUCUCCUACUUGGCUUGGCUUGCAACGAAAGUACAGUCGGCCUAGAGCUUGACAUGAGCGGAAAUAAUCUGGGUUCCAUGGGUGCGCACGUUUUGGAGUCGUGCAUUCACGGAGUUCGAUGUAUAGCGUCGUUGGAUAUAUCGGAUAGUAACAUGGACGUCGAUUUGGCGCAAGUUAUAACGGCCAUAGGUAAAAAUAAAUCGAUCAAGCAAUUGUACAUGGGACGCAAUACCGCCAGUAUGAAGAGCAAACACAUAGCUGUCGUGAUGGACGCUCUGGUGCAGAUGCUUCAGGAAGACGACUGCGUGCUUCAAGCGUUGCAUCUGCCCGACUCGAGGUUAAAGAGUGAUCUCUAUAACCUGAUCAACGCCCUUGGCAGCAACACGUGUCUUCAUACCUUGGAUAUUAGUGGUAAUCAGAUAGGGGAUCCUGGCGCAAGGUUGCUGGCGAAAGCGUUGCAAAUCAACAAUCAUUUACGGACUAUUAUAUAUGACAAGAAUAAUAUCACGCUGCAAGGCUAUGCUGAUAUCGUUCACGCUCUAGAGAAAAAUUGUAGCGUGCGGCAUAUGCCAUUUCCGAUUUACGAUCUGCAGCCUUGUAUGAAGACUUCCGCGGAGAAAACGGAGCAAUUAGGCAAGAAGAUACAGGAUCUGCUGCAGAGAAACGUCACACCGUGCAAGUACAGCCACGGGCAAGCGUUCAGAUUACAGCAAGGAUUUCUAUUGAGCUCCACGCAACAGAUGGUCGACAGACUCGUUGUUCAAACCCAGGACACCAUCAAGACCCUCGCGGCGGAGAGCUGCGACGCCAACAACGACAUCAAUUACGCGACCGGACUUAUACAAGACGCAGACAAUUCUAAACAGCUACUGCCGAGAUUACACGAGGUGCUUCAAAGACGAGACGAAAAUAAUCCGAUUGAGCUAAAGUUACACGAUAUGGCGAAUGAAAUUCACAAAGUUGUGACGAUGUAUCUACAGGAUUCUUUGGACGCGAUGUUGAAGUGCGCGAACGAGCAAUGUCCCACUAUACUUUCGCAAACGGUCAUCAGGGGCGAUGAGAGUGAACCGAUCGCAGUACAGGAUGAUCUUCGUAAUAUCUGCAAAGAGAAAAAUCUAAUCAACAAUGAAUUCAUCCAUACUACCGUUACCGAACAAGCUGGCGCGGAUAUUGUUAACAGAGUCAACGAGCUUAACUUGGCAGUUGCGGCGCAUAUAUCCGACAGAAUUACGGACGAGGUAAUCGAGUCAUUGUCAAGAAGUUAUAAGACUCUGAUUGGCGAUUGCGAUAGUCGAACAAGGAGCAGUACACCAGACGUUUUACGACCUAGCGCCGGCUCGAUGAGCAGCGGAAGCGUGAUAGGGGUAACUAGCGCGAGCGGCGUCUCCAUGACUCUACCUCCCGGCAGAUCCAGUCUCGUAUCCGAAGAGGAAACGCCGGAAACGUGUUCGUUGGCAAAUUCAAUUGGUCCGUGCAUCAACGAUCAAUCACCAAUGAAAUUGGAUUAUCUUAAUCUGGCGACUCCACAUUUGUCGAACAAACGUAAAAGUCUGCAUGGAAGGAAAUUGAGACCUAAGUCCGUGGUAGAUUCGGUGGAAGGAUUGUCCGCCGACGAUAUUCCGGAUCUCUUACCGUCGUUGCCGAAAAGUCAAGCAGAAGCUAUCUCAGAAACCGAGCACUCAUUGACAGAGUCGUUAGACUCUGUCUCGGAAUUGCCCAACACCGUGGGCCAGCAGUUGCAACAUCUGGUAAAGUCUAGACCGCGCAGAACGAAAACGCGUGCGCCCACAAGACCGAUGCUGAGACCGGAUCAACCCAUCGACGGUCUCGCUCUGGGCGAGGGUCUCGAUGUAUUUUUCCGACCCACUACACCGACCACGCCUUUGAUAUCGCCUACGAGUGACGACAGCUCUCUACAUACUUUUCCAACGGACGGCAGUCCUAAUUUAUCAUUGACCAGUCACAAGAGCAUUCCACCCGAUAUGGAGAAGAAGCACAGUUGUAACUCACCGAUGCUGAAAACGCUUCUGGAACCCGCGCCGCGCUCCCGAUCCAGCGAUAACUUGGAGAAAUUUUCCCCCCUCGUUGGCAGAAGAUCUCAAGGCGAUUCUCCGCUGACCGCGUCGCCGCUCGCCCGAAGAAAUACGACGGACAGUGCUCACGAGAGAUCCAAAACUGAAGCUCACGCAAAGGAGGCUUGCAAUAACGUCCUGAAUGAUGCGAGCGAUGAUUCUAAACGUUACAUGCCCACAGACGCCUCUGGCAUGAGUCCGCGUGGCUCACACGACAUUAAUGACUUUGGAAUGAGCUCGUUGGAGAAAGACCAGGAAAAUCGUAAAAGUGCCGUGAAGAAAUCCACGGCCGACACGGAUAAAUCGACGUCCGUCAAGCUACGAUCGACCGGUCAUGAUCUGAGAAGUCCUAUAAACGGUAGCAGCGGGGGUGGUGGUACCAAGAGUACGUCCGAUUCGACCAAAUCGCCGAUAUUAAAACCGUUGGUGAAGAGUAGCGGGUCUACGAGCGACGGAAAGAGCAACGGCGCGCUUCUGAAAAAUAAACCGACUCCACCAGCGACGGCGCCUAAGCCGCGACCGUGGAGCAUGGCAACCGAUCGGAAAUCCGGAGAAUUUAGUCUAUUAAGCGACGGCUCCAGUCCAAACACCUCCGCCGGCAAUACACCCGAUUCCGGCGAUGCUCUCGACGAGUCAACUGACAGCGGUGUCAGCGGGCCGGCUUCUUUGCCGCCGACGUUAUCGGCAAGUAGCACUGCGAGCUCGUUGAGCAACACGAGCGUCGAGAAGAGAUCGGUGAGAGAAUUGGCGGCGAGCUUGAACAAGAGCAAGGCGGACAAAAAGGAGAACGAGCAUACCGCACCUACAGCAUGGCGGUCGCUGCUUCAACGUUCUGUCGACCGAGCAGAUGCCAAGGUAACGGAAGUGCCGAAAAUGGUUGAGGAUAAUCGUCUCAGUUUUAAACUUCGUCGCACAUCAUUUUUGCGCGAUUCAAAUUUCAACUACAACAACAACGAUGUGGUCGAUGUUUGAUCGCGCUCUGACAGAUGAUCUACAUUACGUUAUCCCGCUAAAAGUAACAUAUGUUGACGCCGAUAUAUCUGGCACACGAGGUAACUUUUCGUCUUUCGUGCCAUAAAGGAAGUCUUAAAUUGUGUACAUAGGUAUAUAUAAAUAUAUAUAUAUUGACCGAUAUUUUAACUUUAGAGACAGGGUACUGAAAGUUUUUGCAGAGACUAAAGUACUAAUCUCUCUCUGCUGUUAAGGUGUGGCAUUAGAGAAUCUUAUACUAGUUUUAUACGCGACGUUUGCAUUCUUACGCAUUUCUAUUUCGACUUGGUCGUACUCACGUAUUAUUAUCCAUAUACGCUUCGUUAUGCAUUUCGUGUGUAUCAAGCUCUUAAUUAUUUUUGAUUGCAUUUCGAAAUUUUUUUUAAAGAUAUUGAGACAAUUUUCGGUCAAAGUAAGCAUCAUUCCUCAGACAGAUUCUUAGCGAGCAGUGCGUUACACGAUGAUAUUAGCAAAAAAAAGUAUACUUUUGUAUCCUUUUGAAGUUUUCAAUGUGUGUAUAUAUUUAUAUAUCAUUUGUCCAUCCAUUUUAAUAGCGCGAGAAUGUCUAGAAUAGACGAAGCCACAUCACAGUUUUAGCGAAAGAUAGGCUGAAUCGAUUUUAUCCAAAUCGUAUAGAGAACGUUGCGAGUAGCGGCAACUAAAACUAGCACAACACGUUGCGUGCUAAAAGCGUAGAUGUCUUCCAAGAGAUCGUGUAACAAGCCGUAAUUAAUGACAUCUCGUGCACAUGUAUUCUUUGUUUGUGAGUGAGAAUAACGUCCACGUUUUGACUCAUAUUUUUUCAUCAUGCGCGACAUGUCUUUAAUCUGUGAUUAAUUUGUAGAAAUAUUUACGCGAGAUCUUAUCAUACAGUAUAUAAUAUGUUUUUACCAUGUAUAAAAAGAAAAUUAAUCUUAAACGAAUCCUUUUAUUCGAUGAAUUUUCAAUGGCAGCUUUUAUCGUAUUUAUUACUUAUCUGUGCAGCUAAUGAUGGAAUUGAUGAUGUAUAAAACGACAAACUCUUUAUUUUGUCGCGUACAUAGAUGUGUCUAUGUCCAUUAUUUUUAUUAUAUGGAAGCUCUAAAACUGAUCUCUCAACUUUUAACAUCGUGAUAUCUCCGAAAUUUUUUUCACUGCGAGAAUUGAAAUUGUAACAAAUGGAUAAAGCGCAUUAAAAUAAUCAUUGUAAACGUAGAAUUGAUCGUGGAGAUUUUGUAUAUGCAAUCAUAACUCGCGUUUUCGACACAUAUUGUGUGAUAAAGGAUAUAAAAUUCUAGAUAUAUCUCGUCGUUCAAUUGAAUAAGACUAACAAUAUGCGAAAUUAUCUAUCGGAAUCUUUCGUGCUGCGAAUUUCGAAAGCAUUUUUUGUAAUAAAAAAAAACGAACAAUUCUUUACAAUUUUGAUGAUAGAUUCUCAGUACGAUUUAUAUAAUCCUCGUAUCUCAAAGAUGCAUUUGUUCUUUUGUAUUGCGACAAACGCGUGUACAUAUAUAUGUAAAAAAAAAAUAAAAUAAAAUAAAGAGGACUUACGCAUAAGUGAAUAAAAAAAAUAUGCCCGUAGAAAAUCCGCGAUCAAGGAGAUGCGACGUGAAAAGAAAGAUCUCGGAAAAUCGUCUUGUGAAUUUUUUUACCGCUUAACUGUUAUCACGCGUAUAUAAUAUUGGUAUCGAUCCCUUGCUACAUAAGACAAUGUGAUCACAAUUGCAGUUUAUCAUGACAUGUUUAUUAAACAGGGAAUAUUCUUCCCUUCUGACAAGUAUUAAAGCAUCGUAUUGAAAGAAAAUUUGCGUGUAUACGUCUGUGUGUGUAUGUGUGUGUGCGUGCAUGCGCGCAAAACAUAUUUAUAUCGACGAAACGUGAAAAAUGUGAUCGUUAACGUAUGCGCGACAACGCUAUAUACAUCUACGGAUCUACAUAAGACGUCUUUGAGCGUAGAACUGUUGGUCCUAAAAACGCGCGUACCUCUCUUAACUACGUAUACAUAUAAUAAAUUAAGAAAGGACGCGUUUAUUGUCGCUAAAAUCUUAUAUGGUCUACUAGAUAAACGUAAGAAAGUUUCGUAUAUAAUAUCUAAUCCGCGACUCUAGCGAGAGGCGAAGCUAAGAACUUAUAAGAGCGUCUUGCGAUAUGUAUUUACUUUUAGGCACGCACAUUUCUGACGAUUUAUUGGAUCUGUCUUGGGGCAGAAUAUUCCUGCAGUCUCGUGUAACCGACUAAAAACUUACACAUAUAUUAUAUAUAUAUAUAUACACACAUUUACUGUGUGCGUUACAAAUGAUUUUUAUAUACAAUAUAUACGUAUGCGCGAUAUAUUAUCUUUUAUUAUAAGGAAACAAGUGUGUAUUUGCGGAAGGAAAAAAAUGACGUUCUGUAAAUGACGCGUAUAAAAUGACUCUGCCGAGUAUUGUGCCAAAAAGUCUAUACAACGCACAUUGUUUAUACGAUGAAAAAAAAAAAAAAUUGUCAUACGUUUCAUUCUCGACAAGCUUCUGCAUCGUUUAUAGUCGCAUUGUUUGAUUCUUGCCUGCGAAUUAUUCGUAAAUAUAAUUGAAUAGCAUUGUAAAUAUAACUGAGGAACUAGCGAUUCGCCUCUCAUUCCAUAACGUUACUUACUAAUGAACAAAGUUGCAUUUUUACUCGUAUAUAUGUGUGUGUAUAUAUCUAUGCACACUAUAUAUAUAUAUAUAUAUAUAGAGAGAGAGAGAGAGAGAUAGCGAGAGAGAAAAAGAGAAAUCAUGUGCGUGUGCGUAAUGUGUGUGUACCGCGUGUGAUUUAGCGUGUGAUAUAUAUCAUAUAUAUUUAAAUCUUCCCCGAUACACACAUUCCUGUAUACAUAUACGAGACAGAGAUACAUUCUAUAUACAUACAAUGCGAAGAUACACAUGACCGAUAUAUAUAUAUAUAUAUGCCGAAAUAUAUUGUAGAUAUUAAUAUCACACAUCACAGAAAUGCGCAAUUGACGAUGUUAACAUUUGCAGUCUAUUUUGGUGGACAGCUUAAUAGAAGCGCGAUAUAAUCCGUUAACGAAUAAAAUAAAAACUCGUAUCUACACAU
This is a messenger RNA of Formica exsecta, 7678 nucleotides long. It is a transcript of the gene LRR, whose product is annotated as F-actin-uncapping protein LRRC16A. The transcript has 24 exons. Lineage: Eukaryota; Metazoa; Arthropoda; Insecta; Hymenoptera; Formicidae. The record is from RefSeq and is a predicted model, not a curated record. Gene Ontology annotation, molecular function: protein binding. Gene Ontology annotation, biological process: cell migration; regulation of Arp2/3 complex-mediated actin nucleation. Bases 179 to 4606 code for a protein of 1475 amino acids. Gene Ontology annotation, cellular component: plasma membrane; lamellipodium.